Messenger RNA from Acanthocheilonema viteae, 612 nucleotides. The record is from the annotation of a GenBank genome assembly. NCBI's taxonomy places the organism in Eukaryota, Metazoa, Nematoda, Chromadorea, Rhabditida, Onchocercidae.
AUGUUACCGGUUCCACUUGGAGUGAUAUCCUCACCCUUUUUAUUAGCAGCUACUCUUAAUUACCAUUUAGAAAAUCAUGGAAGCAAAACAGCUCUAGAAAUUAAGAAAAAUUUCUAUAUAGACAAUAUUAUCUUGUCUUCAAAUGGGGCUCAAGAAGCCUUCAAAAUCCACAAAGAAAUGAAAGAAAUCUUCAAAAGGGCCUCAAUGAAUAUAGGGGGAUUCUUUUUAAAUGACAAUGAAUUUAACAAACUUGUCCCUGAAAAUGAUCGAUCAAGAGAUCAAUCGUUAGAAAACGAGGAUUUAAGAACAUGGAGUGAACUUACCAAUCAAUGGCCAACAAGAGUAAAGGCAGUAUCACGUAAACCAGCCGAUAUAGCAACGAUAGAUAGCUCGCCAAAUGAACUUGCCCAAUCUGAAGUUUGGUGGAACAGACCUGACUGGUUGAAAGAUGAAGAAUUAGCAUGGCCACAAUGGGAACAUAACAUUUGUUAUGAAGAAAUAGACAAGGAAGCAUAUAAAGACGAAAGCAGACACAGCAGCGCAUACAAUAGCACACUUCACGAAAAGAAAUUUUCGAAUAAUGCAAAAUCAAGAUUACAGCAUGGAUAUUAA